This is a messenger RNA of Australozyma saopauloensis, 3315 nucleotides long. Its product is annotated as cation-translocating P-type ATPase. Gene Ontology annotation, cellular component: plasma membrane. Gene Ontology annotation, molecular function: ATP hydrolysis activity; ATP binding; P-type sodium:potassium-exchanging transporter activity. The transcript has a single exon. The record is from RefSeq and is a predicted model, not a curated record. Gene Ontology annotation, biological process: intracellular sodium ion homeostasis; intracellular potassium ion homeostasis; proton transmembrane transport. Bases 1 to 3315 code for a protein of 1104 amino acids. NCBI's taxonomy places the organism in Eukaryota, Fungi, Ascomycota, Pichiomycetes, Serinales, Metschnikowiaceae.
AUGGCUUCUAUUCACUCAGAUACAAGCCUCAAAAAGGAUUAUUUCGAAACCGACAUUUCGGAAGUCGGAACUGGCGCCGCUGACCAUGGUAAUCAGGGAAUCAAAUUUGCCGACUUGGAAAAGGGCAAAAAUGUCCACCCUCUUCUGACCAGUAGAAGACCAUCGAUGCAUGGUCUUCGAAGAAACAGUCAGGACUCUACAUUCACAUUGCGUGAAAGAGUUCCUCCUGAAAUGGUUCUUCCGACUCUUUUCCGCUCGGUCUCUCACAAAGUGGAAGCAGAGUUGGAGAGCUGUCACAACCUUGACGAAUCUACCAGUAAAUUCACUGGUAUAACUUUCCACACCGAGGACGCCGCUCAUAUUGCCGAGACUUUCGAUAGUAGCUUGGAAACUGGUUUGUCUACGUCUGUUUACCAACAAAAAUUCGCCCAGUACGGUGAGAAUGUGCAAUCCAAGCCACAAAGCCAGUUGUUGAAGAAGUUGUUCAUGUACUUUUUCGGUGGUUUCGGUUCCUUGCUUCUUACAGGAGGUAUUCUUUGUAUUAUCUGCUGGAAGCCUUUGGGAAACCCCCUGCCUGCCAUUUCAAACUUGGUAUUGGGUGUUAUUUUGCUUGUCAUUUUCGUGCUCCAGGCAUGCUUCAACUUCUUCCAAGACUUUUCUAGUUCGCGUGUCAUGGACUCCAUCCACGACAUGAUUCCCUCGGAGGCCCUCAUUGUUCGUGACGGCAACCUCCAACAAGUUGACUCCAAACUCAUUGUUCCCGGUGACCUUAUAUGCUUGAGCGCAGGAACAAAGGUCCCAGCUGAUGUCAGAAUUUCCGAAUGUUCUCCUGACUUUGCUUUUGACAGAUCCAUCUUGACAGGAGAGUCUCAUCCAAUCCCAGGUACUCCAGUUGCUGACGCUCAUGGUUCCAACUACCUUGAAACCAGUUGUAUUGCAAUGCAAGGUACUUUCGUAAUCAGUGGUUCGGCUAAAGGUGUCGUUGUCGCUACCGGUGAUGACACUAUUUUCGGUACAAUCGCCAAGUUGACUUCUGCUCCAAAGAAGGGCUUGUCCCCAAUGCAAUGGGAAGUUUUACGUUUCGUCAUCAUGACCUCGUCUUUCAUUGUUUUCUUGAUCGUCAUUGUCGUCAUUUUGUGGGCUGUUUGGUUGCGCAAAAGCCACCCUGAUUGGAUCAAUGUUCCUGCUUUGAUUGUGGACUGUGUUUCUAUCGCCGUGUCAUUUAUUCCAGAGGGUUUGCCUAUCGCUUUGACCACCUGUUUGAUCAUUACUGCCAAGCAGAUGCGUGAGAGCAAAAUUCUUUGCAAAUCUUUGGCUGUGGUUGAAACUUUGGGUUCCGUUUCUGUUUUGUGUUUUGAUAAGACUGGUACUUUGACAAAAAAUGCCAUGUCUGUCACUAAUGUGUGCCACGCUACCGAUGAAACUAUCCUCAGAGAUAUCGAGAGUGAAGAGAACGAUGCCACUACCGAUUUGUCAAACCCACAAACCCGUCAUUUGCUCACUAUUGGUACAAUUUGUAAUGAAGUUGUAACAACCGCUGACGGUACAUUGACUGGUAACGCUACUGACAAGGCUAUCUACACAUACACAAACAAGAUUGAACCCCGCCAAACCUUCGAUGCCGAAUGGUCUUCCAGAUUUGAUGUUGCCUUCAACUCGAAGGAGAAGUACAUGGCUAAAAUCUUGCAACCAAACUCAGAGAAACAACACUCAACCGAACCUUGGACCUCUUUGGGACUCGCCGUGGACCAAAGUAUUACAUCUAGCACUUUACUCUUGACUGUCAAGGGAGCUCCAGACAUUUUGAUUAAAAAGUGUACUCACCUUCUUGAAGCUGACGGAGUCAACGAAUUGGAUGACGCAACGAAACAAAAGAUUACGAACAUACAAGAGAAGUGGUCUAACAGUGGUAAGAGAGUGAUCUUGUUUGCCUCGAAGCUAGUCACUGCCUCUAAUUUUGACUUUGAAAAUCGCUCUGAGACCGUCAAGGCUGUUAGACAAGAAAUUUCCAAGAACUUGACCUUUAUUGGUAUGGUCGGAAUCGAAGAUCCUCCUCGUAAGGGUAUCGACAACGUUAUUUCCAGAUUGAAGGAUGCUGGUAUCAAGACCGUGAUGAUUACUGGUGAUAAUGAACUCACUGCUUUGUCAAUUGCAAGACAAGUUGGCAUUGCUACCUCUGAUGUGAACAAGUACAAUGACAUUGUGAAGAGUGAAGCAAUGAAUGGAUCGGAUUCAAGCACUGAGCCUAUUGAUAAAGCUGUCAGUCUCACUGGUCCAGAUCUUUCGAGAUUGACCAUUCCUCAAUGGGAUUGGGUGUUGAGACACAAAGAAUUGGUUUUCUCUAGAACAACUCCGGAGCAUAAAUUAUUGAUCAUCAAGGAGUUCCAAGAGCGCAAGGCCAUCAUUGGUAUGACCGGUGACGGUAUUAACGAUUCUCCAUCCUUGAAACAAGCCGAUGUGGGUAUUUCUUUGAUUGAUGCAUCCGAUAUUGCAAAAGAGGCUUCUGACUUGAUCUUGAUGUAUGAUGGUGAGGAAGAAGAUGGCUUGUUCAAUUCUAUUAUCGAGGCAUUGAGAUUCGGAAGAUUGGUGUUUGAGAACUUGAAGAAAACCUUGGGCUACUUGCUUCCUGCUGGUACCUACGCUGAGCUUUGGCCCGUAAUGUUGAACAUUUUGAUUGGUAUCCCACAAAUGUUGUCUUCAUUCUUGAUGAUCAUUAUUUGUUGUGUGACUGACUGUGCCAAUGCUAUUAUCUUGGCUUACGAACCAGAUGAGAAGAACUUGUUGAACCGUCCACCAAGAAGUGUUACCGGUGAGAGAUUGGUCGACGCCAAGUUGUUGGGACACUCUUACUUGACCAUUGGUACCUACUAUGCCUUCACAUCCUUCUUGCUUGGUUUCAUUCAUUUGCAAAGAAAGGGGUUCAGUUUCUCCCAAUUCACAUUGAGUUAUGGUUCCUACCUGAACUUGCCUGGUGUCAGUGACGCAAUCAACACGGCUUCUUCGAUCUACUUCAACAACUUGGUGAUCAUGCAAUGUUUCAACUUGUUGGCAAUGAGAACUCGUUACUUGAGUGUAUUCCAACACUCUCCUUUGAAGAACAAGAAGAUCUUUUUCGUUAUUCCAUUCUCCAUUGCAGUGACCUUCUUCUUGAACUACAUUCCAGCUAUACAAAACUCCAUGGGUACUUCCAAGGUUCCAGUUGAAUACUACUUCAUCUCUAUUGGUUUCGGUUGCGUGGUUCUUGUCUACGACGAGCUCAGAAAGUUCUUCGUUAGAAAGUACCCAACGAGCUUCAUUUCCAAGAUUGCCUGGUAA